Molecule: messenger RNA, 567 nt
Organism: Puntigrus tetrazona (Sumatra barb)
Lineage: Eukaryota; Metazoa; Chordata; Actinopteri; Cypriniformes; Cyprinidae
Gene: s100a1
Product: S100 calcium binding protein A1
Exons: 2
Coding region: 55-492 (145 amino acids)
Biological process (GO): regulation of heart contraction
Molecular function (GO): calcium ion binding
Source: RefSeq, a predicted model, not a curated record
GGGUCAGCAGGUGUCUGUUCAAACAGCGCAUGCUUUUAAGAAUCGAAAAGGGCUAUGCAUUUUCACAAAACGUUAAUUUAUUGGAUGCAGAUAAUGCAUUUUAAAAUGAAUUUGAGCAUGCAUGGAUUCUCAGGUGUUCACGUGAUUAGCAAAAUGUAUUUAUUUUUCAGAGUAUAUAUAAAGGAUAAAAAACAAACAAACAUGGUAUCAAAACUGGAAGACGCAAUGGAAGGUCUGAUUAAAGUGUUCCACACGUACUCUUCCAAAGAAGGAGACAAGUACAAGCUAAGCAAAGCCGAGCUCAAGAGUUUGCUUCAGGGAGAGCUCAGCGACUUUUUAGCAGCAAGUAAAGACCCCAUGGUUGUGGAGAAGAUCAUGUCCGAUUUGGAUGAGAACCGGGAUGGAGAAGUGGACUUCCAGGAGUUUGUUGUGCUGGUGGCUGCUCUCACAGUGGCAUGUAAUGAAUUCUUUGUUGAGAGCAUGAAGAAUUAACAUUUUUCCAUGUCUCCCUUCAGUUGUGUGAAAUUUUGUAAGUGUUAUCACAAAUAAAGACUCUAGUGAUGUGCA